This is a messenger RNA of Dimorphilus gyrociliatus, 2798 nucleotides long. The record is from the annotation of a GenBank genome assembly. NCBI's taxonomy places the organism in Eukaryota, Metazoa, Annelida, Polychaeta, Dinophilidae.
AGAUGAACGUGAUAUGUUGGAAAAUAAUCAGAGUUAAAAGCGGAAUGUUUUUCUUCUACUUUUCGCUCGUUCUCAUUCCACUCAAAUCUUACGGAUUAAACGAAACUGGUCAAAAUUUUCCCUCAGUCACCUGCCCUAAUAAAUUACCAUUGCCAAAAGGAUACGUUGAAUGGACAGACAAUCCAGAGAAAGUUAUUUCGGUAGAAUGGAUGUACGGCAAGCAUAUCUGCGAGUCCUUUCCAACUUGUCAUCACCUGGGCAAUGAAAUAGAGUCAUUAUCCCCGCAGCUAAUGCCCGUGGAAAUUCAGCCUGGAGUUCGUCUACGAUUCUACCCGAGUCGGAAAAUAAAUGAAUCAAUAGCAUUUCAAUAUUUUAAAGUGGAUAACAAUUCAUUUGAAAUAUGCCAGACAUCUGGAGGGAAACCUCUUGUUGGAGAAAGGACCUCUGAGGAUGUUUACAUCGAACUUAAAGAUAUGGACUAUGGUUCGAAUUACUUUUUGGCGGAAAUGACGCCUGAAUUGAUAUACAAAUGUAAAUACGGCCUAAAAUUGAACGUAACUGUAAAGAAGAAUGAUUGUCAAGAACCUAAAAUGAAAGAUGCUUGCUGGAAACGAGGACGAUGUGUGACGCAUAGAACGCAGAAAUCUUACACUUGUCAAUGCUGUCCUGGAUGGACAGGUAAAUAUUGCGAAGAUAAGGAUGCUUGUGUCUCGUCGCCGUGCUUAAAUGAUGGUAAAUGCUUAGAUCAUUACGGAGAUCCGACUGGAAAAAAAUAUAAUUGCAGUUGCAAACUAGGUUUUACGGGUGAGAACUGUGAAAGCCAUGUGAACAACUUGUGCGAUAAACAACCUUGCUUGCAUAAUGCAACUUGUGUAGGUAAUCGGACAUAUUUCGAGUGCAAUUGCCCGCCAGCUUUUAAAGGAGAUCACUGUGAAGUUGACAGGAAUGAUUGCUAUAGUAACCCAUGCAUUAACGGAUUGUGCAUUGAUAAGGCAGAUGCUUACCAAUGUUACUGUAUGCCAGGAUAUUCUGGACGAAAUUGCGAAAUCAACUUACAAAAAUGCGUUAGUUCGCCCUGCCAGAAUGGGGGACAUUGUUCGCAGAUAGGAAGUGGAUACGAAUGUUUCUGUCCAAACGGAUUUACGGGAGAAAAAUGCGAAAUCAAAGUCGAUUUAUGCAAGCCGUCCCCAUGUAAGAAUGAAGAAGAUUGCGUCGAUCUUGGCAAAGAAUUUAAAUGCAUUUGCAAAAAUGGAUGGACAGGUAAUCUUUGUGAAAUUAACGUCAACGAAUGCGAAAGUUAUCCUUGCAAAAAUGGAGGAAAAUGUAAAGAUUUAGAAGCUUCCUUCGAAUGUCUCUGUUUUCAUGGAUUUAGCGGAGAACUCUGCGAGGAUUUUGAUGUCAGUACUGUAGGCAAUGAAGUUUCGAAGGGAACGUUCCCCUCAAAGAUCAAUCACUUGGUUAUCAUCGCUGGAACGUUAGGAGGCGCUGUACUUUUAGCAGUAAUUAUUCUUAGCGUGUGUUAUUUCAAAACCCAUGGGACAAGUCAAAUUAGAGCUUGGAAACAAAGGUAUUUUGCGUAUGAGAGGCAUGAAAAGUAAGUCAUUCAUAUUGAAAAAGACAGAUAAUGUCUUAACUUCAAAGUAUAAUCAGCAAAAGCAACUAGCUUAUUGGCUGAUGCUCCAUCUUUAAAUUUUUUAUAUCAUUUCCAUUCCUUCCCCUUUUUUGCAGUUCCACGUCACAAGUUUCUGAGAAUCCAAGGAUGAAAGAUAUGUAUAAUUCCAGGUUGUCAGCUGAUGCUAUUUAUGAAGCCACAAGUAUCAACUAUAGUGAUAAUUCAUUAAAUACUCCACUCGUUAAAUCACUUAAAGCAAAGAGAAUUUGACAUUUCUCGUCAUUGUUCAUUGUUUUUUUUUUUAAUACUUAAUAAUCAACUCAGAGAGAGGAAGAUAAACAUUUUACAGAUAAAUAAAAAGGUGGUAGAGAAAAAUGAAUAAUAAAAAUAUAUAUAAGACAAGUCUUCUUUUUCGUCAAUGUAUCUAUUGCUCUAAAUCUCUCUUCCUUUCUUUCUCGAUAUCAAUCUAUCUCUAUCUGUCAAUCUACACAUAUAAAUAGCAUAUAUAUAUAUAUAAAAACAAUGUAAAUAUAUAAAUUUAUACAGUAUAUCUAUAGUUCUCCAUCUCCUCUAAUAAAAAAAACUGAUGAAAUAAAAAGCUUAUUUAAGUUCUUCAAUAAAGCCAAUUUAGGUCAUUUUGUUCUUAUAAAUUAUCUAUCCGUCUUAAUCUGUUUGGAAUCAUGGUGACGUUAUUUUUUUUUCAAUUUUUGUUAAAAAAACACAAAGAAUAAAGAAAUAAUAAAUAAAAAUAUAGGAUACUAAUCCAAAUGACUUUUAUUAAUAAAAAAUGGAUUAAUUCCAUAGAAAUAAAGGAUCCGGAAUGCUAUUAUAAAAGUGACGGACACGUUAAAGAUUCCUUUACGGAAUUCUCUAAACGGUUUUUUUGUCGUUUAUCAAUUUUAACAGUUAUUCUUUGUUUGAUAUUUCGUUUCUCAAUUAUUAUAAUGAAUGAAUUGGAACUUUCACCAGUUUUAACCGAAACUAUGGGACCUUUCCAAUUCGUCCGAUCGAGAAAUACGAAGAUAAAUAAUGAGAAUAAGACGUGAUUAAAGAAAUUAAACUCUAGAGAAAGAAUCUUAUGGCUCCAUCUAUCGUAUUUGCUUUCUAAAUAGUUUAAUACAUUAUAAACAAUUUUAAAAAUUUCACCAACGAAUACAAAUCUUUUGAUUGAAUGCAUUAACCAUUU